This is a messenger RNA of Rotaria sp. Silwood1, 1491 nucleotides long. The record is from the annotation of a GenBank genome assembly. Lineage: Eukaryota; Metazoa; Rotifera; Eurotatoria; Philodinida; Philodinidae.
AUGACUGAUGAUGAUGAUGAUAGUACUUUUGAUAUUCACCUUACCAAACUUGUUGUGGAUGAAAUUGGUUAUGAUAAUAUUGGUGGUGUUGGCAAACAGUUACCAUACAUAAAUCAAAUGGUGGAAUUAUCAUUAAAACGUCCACUACUGUUACAAACAAUUGAUGUUAAACCACCACGAGGUAUUCUUUUAUAUGGACCAUCUGCCAUAGGUAAAACUUUAAUUGCACGUGCCGUGGCUAAUGAAACUGGUGCAUUUUUCUUUUUAAUCCAUGGACCGGAAAUUAUGUCUAAAUUACCUGGUGAUUCUGAAUUUAAUUUACGUAAAGCAUUUGAAGAAACUAAAAACAAUGCUCCAGCUAUUAUUUUCAUCGAUGAACUUGAUGUAAUUGCACCAAAGCGUGAAAAAAGUCAUGGUGAAAUUGAACAUCCUGUUGUUUUACAAUUAUUAACAUUAAUGGAUGAUCUUCAACAAUGUUCACAUGUGAUUGUUAUGGCGGCAACAAAUCGACCAAAUUCAGUUAAUCGAGCACUUCGUCGUUUUGAUCGUGAAGUUGAUAUUAGUAUACCAGAUGCUAUUGGUCGUUUAGAAAUUCUUCGUAUACAUACAAACAAUAUGAAAUUAGCUGAUGAUGGGUGUUUAGUACAAAUAGGCAAUGAAACUCAUGGUUAUGUUGGAGCUGAUUUGGCAUCAUUAUGUUCAGAAGCUGCAUUACAACAAAUUCGUGAAAAAAUGGAUGUCAUGGAUUUACAAAACAAUACAAUCAAUGUUGAAGUACUCAAUGCAUUAGUGGUUACAAAAGUGAAAUUUCGAUUUGUCCUUAAUCAAUCAAAACCAUCAGCUUUACGUGAAAUAGUUGUUGAAAAACCAAGAACAACAUGGGAAGAUAUUCAUGGUUUAGAAAAUGUUAAAAGUGAAUUACAAGAACUUAUUGAAUAUGAUGUUGUAUAUCCGUACAGAUUUCUCAAAUUUGAUAAGACGUCAUCAAGUGAUGUUCUCUUGUAUGGAUCACUGGGUUGUGGUAAAACAUUAUUAGCAAAAGCUAUGGCCAAUGAAUGUAAUGCUAAUUUUAUUUUGGUUAAAGUUCCAGAAUUAUUAACUAUGUGUGCCGGUGAUGGUGGUGAUGCAGCUGAUCGUGUUUUUAAUCAAAUUUUAACUGAAAUGGAUGGUAUGCGUGCAAAAAACAAUGUUUUUAUUAUUGGUGCUAGCAAUAGACGAAUUAUUAUUGAUUCAGCUAUACUUCAACCAGGUCGUCUUGAUCGUUUGAUUUAUAUUCCAUUAUCUGAUGAUAAAUCUCGUAUGGCUAUACUUGAAGCUGUUUUAAAAGAACUACCAGGAGGAAAAGCUGGUGUUUUAAGUUUAUUAGCAGAUGAAACAAAAGACUUUAGUGGUGCAGUUUUAACAAAAAUGUGCCAACGUGUAUAUAAAUUAGCUAUAACAGAAUCAAUUAAAGAAAAAAAAACGCAUUGGACAAACAACAAUGAAUUUUGA